ACUUCGACCUUGAGUAGGUCAUGAUUUCAAACUUGCUUUUGCACAUACUUUUUGAGUGCUAAUUUUAGGGGAUUGUGAACUAAUGAAAUGCCGUCGGAUGCCUUAUUCAGUGCAAUUUCUCGACGUGAUCCAUCUAAACGACAAAUUAAACCUGUGAAUACUGAUCACUUAGCGCUUCUAGAUGACCUAGAUGAUGAUAGUGACAGCGAGUAUGUUUGUGAAGAGAGAGACGAAGAUGAUGAAGUGGAAAGCGAUUCGGUUGGUACUGAUGAAGAAGACUCCAAUUCAAUCGAUUCUUCGGUGGAUUCGCUAUCCACUCAUGAUUCUGAAACUCAUGUUAUAAGCCAACAUUCGCUAUUAAGGUAUGAAAGUGACUCACCCAAGACUACGAAAGGUACAGAUGAGAAAUAUCUGUCGGAGUCUGCAUGUACUGGUAAAUUAUCUGACUUCGUGCAUGAUUUUCACUCAUGUACUUAGGGCCUGUGAGUGAACAUAAUCUCUUGAAAACCGCUGACAUAAAAUUAAAGGACGUUGAUAUCAUGAUUUGCAUGCUUUGCCUGGGAGAUAGUGUUGAUCCUAAUGAUGAGUUGAUCGAGUGUGAUGGAUGCGGCAUUGUUGUUCAUGAGGAUUGCUACAAGGUUGUUGACUCGAUAUUUUUGUCGAGUGGCGCAAGUUCUUCAAGUACAGAUGCUUGGUUCUGUGAGCCAUGUCUUGCAGGUUUGACAUCCCCGAUUUGUGAGUUAUGUCCAGUGCUAGAUGGUGUAUUCAAGCGGACGGACAAUAACCGUUGGGUUCAUUUACUUUGUGCGUUGUACACACCAGGUGUGGCGUUCAACGAUCCGGACAAUCUAAUGGAUGUAACACUUACUGAACUACCACAAAGACAGUGGUCUUUGCACGAAUGUUCUCUGUGUGAAGACCGGUUUUUUGCUUGGACUGGUGUGUGUAUAUCUUGUGAUGCUGGCUUGUGUCGCACUUACUUUCAUGUAACUUGCGCUCAGAAGCAUGGAUUGCUGUCGGAACCAACCAUUGAAGAAAGUUCAGCUGACCCAUUUUUUGCACAUUGUCGUCAGCAUACUGACAAAACAGUCGCCCGACAUCGUCGCCGUAAUUUCUUGACUGCAGUGCUUAGGUUAAGAAAGUGGCGAUCAAAUAAGCAGUUCACCCUAGACUGUUUGGAGGAAAAAAAACUAUCACAUGUCUCUGUUUUGAGUAAAGCGUCGCCAGUGGACCCUCGUAUUCAGCGAAAACUGGAACAUUACCGCGAAUUGUACAAAGACCUUUUGAAACAUCGUGGUAAACCUUACGUACCUCUUGUGAAAACACCCUUAUUUCUGGAAACUUCCCCUGUGGCUAUGAGAAUGUUUGUAUCCAAGGCUAGAGCUCUUAAUUUACCAAUUGAGUUGCCGAACCACAUGUCUAAUGUGGAUUCAACGAAAGGCCCAACACCUAGCUACCCGGUUUUCACACCCGACUUUGUAUCCUAUUUUUUAGAGCGUGAAAGAAAAAUUACGGAGGUUUCAAAGCGCAUUUCCACUUUACAAAAUACGCAGAGAGAACUACAGAUAUCAGAUGCUAGUGCUUCACACAGUUACAAUUCGGUUACAACGGAGCUGGAAAAUAUAAUCACUCGGCGUGGAAAGCUGUAUGUGAAAUUUUCUAACAUAAUAAACACUCUACGUAGUCUCAUUCCGGAAUUAAAGUGCUCAUCUGAAUUAGAAGUUGUGUUAUCGGAUUCUAAGGAUUCCAUGGAGACUGCUGCCUUUGACCUUACUUCUUCUAAACUUCUAGACUCCAGUAAGACUGUCAAAUUCGGAUCUUCUGCAGUUAUCUCAGCUUCAAAGCGUAAAUGCCGUCCUUUAUCACCACCCUCUAAGAUACGAAAAUUCUCAAAAUCAGAUGCAGGUAAUCAAAACAACAAUGCAUCGAAAGAUGCAACUGCUUCUCACCUUGAUAAAUGUCAAAGCAGUGUUACAUUUGAACCAGAAAACGUAAUAUUAGAGUGCACAGUAUGUCAUGGACUUCAGGAUCAACACUUGAUCACAAGCUGUGAUACAUGUGGGAAAGCUUUUCAUUUGGCUUGUCUUGAUCCUCCAUUAAUACGUAUGCCGAAGCGCAGUAAACUUUAUGGCUGGCAGUGUUCGUUUUGCACUAAAGAAGUAUCUUUAGUCCCAGGAGUUGACAAAAUCGAUUUGAAUGCCCCGCGUCAACUCCGUCGCUCCAGUGGUAUAGCACCUGGCAGAACGACUUGCGUCAAACAAGAUGUGAAGGCAAAUAAUUCAAAUACCUCGGCUGACUGCAAACCAAAUAUUGACUCAACCUGUCAAAUCUCUGAAAAUAUACCAACGAAAUCUGAUGAGAAUAAGUCAUGCGAUACAGGUAAAUCUUCUACCCCACAAACACUCCAUAGAAGUCGAUCGUCUACUGGUUCAAGGUUUUCUCGCCUGUCUAAUUUUACUACUUCAUUUGGUGAAAACAUGCGACGGAAAUCCACUGGCGCAUUGAAGACGAUGUCAAGCUCAUCCUCAAGGCGUUUAUCCUCAGUUGCGACUCGGAAAACACGAAGACGCGUAAGUAUCAGCAGUAAAAAUUUCAAAAUAUUUACCAAUAUUCGGUUCUUUCGGCAGGAUUUUUAAGAAAUAUGUUUUCAAUGUAAUAAAUAAGAUUUUCUUGACUGUCUGCUUGCGUUGCUACAAUUAUAAUCUUCGUUACAUAUCGGUGAACGGAUCGUAGAAAGUUGUAGAUCACAAUUUUCUAGUGCUCUUUAUUUCAUGUGAAAUAAUUAAGAUGAAAUACGUUUCUUGCUACUCAUUUCAACAUAGAUUUUUAGUUCUGUACAUUUUCUGAGCAGUAUUUGUUAAAUGAAACAUUCAUUGCAAAACGGUCACUUGAGGUUGAUAUUUUUUAUCAUUUACCCAGAUAAGUAUGUUAAAGCUAAUCUGUGGGACCUCAAACUGAAAAAGUAAAGGAGCGAAAUUUAGUUUAAUGAUAACUGAUAUUCAUAGGGUGUUUUUGCUUGACAUGAACAUCUCAGUCAACAAAUCGAAUGUAAAAAUUUGAAAUACUAGAAAGUCCUGACAGGUUAAAAUUGUUGAAGAGGUUCAGUUACAUGAUUAUUGUAGAGCUGUGACUCAUUGGUUUAGGCAGUUGACUUUCAACCAGACGCGCAUCAUAAAAUUUGUGUGUAUCGCUAAGACAUUCGUGCAAUUAUUCGUGCUUAAUAUAAUAUAUAACUAGCUAUCAAAAUCACUAAAAUAUAACUUGAAACAUCUGUCUAAAAAAAUAAUCAGUGCGAAUACGUAAUCAUUCGAAGAAGAACUUCAGUUGAUCAUGGUAUAAAAAUAUCUUCCUUAGUGGUAAGUACUUAGAUCGAUACUCAGGACACUUAAAACAUGCCCAGAUACUAGCUAAUUACUCUUGCAUUUUUGAAGGUUGCCUCUCAGUCAACUCUCCAACAAGACUUAGAAGUCAACAUCGAUUCAAAGAUGACUACCAGCCCUUCAGUUGUAAUGACCCAAGUCUGCAGUGCUGAUUUUGAUCAGGUAAAUAUUUCUUUUUAAUGUUAUUGCUUGUAUUACACCGUCGUUGAUUGGACCGAAUUGUUCAGUCUCUGUUGGCAUAUGGGCUCCUAUGUGGAUGCCUCGAUAUGGCCUGUCUUUUAACUAUGUUUAGUAAUGAUGGAUAGUGGCUAGCAGUGGAAUCCAGGAUGCUCAUUUCGUCCUGCCCAUCAUUACUAAAUAUUUCUUUGUUUAAAAAGCAUAAAUAUCGUUCAUUAUCCUGUUUUCUAUGGUUUCUGAUCAUUAAAAUACACUAACCAGGCAUCAGAAUUCUUCACUGAUGCUUCAAACUCAUAUCGGGAUCUGUCUGUGUGUAGGACGAAUCAUAAAUCACACUGUUGUCGCAUAAUACCAAGAUUUCGAAUCAAAGAGGCUCAGUUAAACUAUGCGCUAUGCAUACUACUUUCAUAUACGUGUACUCAGCUUCUAUUUUUCCAUUUUGUCCACACACACACAUACACCUUUACUAUUUAGAGAAAAGGGGUGACGGAUUAGUCAAAUGUGUAGGUAACAGUAAUCAUUUUAUUCAAAGUAAAUGGAGUAUUUUUUUUGAUGUAAUGACUUGCAAAUCUCCGUCGUUGAUUGGAUCGACUUGGUCUGUCACUAGCUGCAUAUCCCAACCGAUAGCUGCUACCUUGACGUGGUGGUCGAGCCUGCAUAUCACAAUGGCCCAACGAGCUAUGCUGGUGAAACGCUUGUUCCCUCGAGGUCCUACCAUACCAGAAAGGUCUGUUGGAUAGUGGUUAGACGAAAGCAUUUACCAUUGUGGUGUAAAUUACUACACCAUGAUGAAGGUAUGGGGGCGAAGUCGUACUGCUGCUAGCUGGAUGGGGUGUGACAACAGUAAGGUGUUUCCCUUGGAUAACCGGCAGUGUCACUGAUGCUCCUUUCUCAGUGGAAGGGGGGGGGGUUAGAAAAGGUCGGCCCCGAAAAUAACACACUCCACCAUGCCCACUGGAUCCUAGUUGAUAGUCGCCUCUGCGCUGUCCGGCUGAACGGCACGGUGAGAACUAAAAGGAAUAGUGAGACUCGCCUUUGUCUCUUUGUAAUUUUUGCUUACGCACCCACUAACUGCAGUUCGGAUGAAGUGAAGGACGAGAUCUAUUGAAAACUGUCUGGCCUCCUUUCGGGAACCAAACGUUCAGAUGUGGUGGUUAUUGCAGGUGACUUCAACGCACAGGUGGGUAGACUGAGUGAGGCAGAAAGGAACUUGGGUGGCACUUUCGGAGUCCCGGCUGAACGGACAGAUAACGGUGAUCGCCUAUUACAACUGUGCUCAUCAUCAUCAUCAUUAUCAACAUAGGACCAGGCAUUAUUGCGUAACGGUCCGAGUUGCCACACCUCAUAUCAUAACAUCAACUAGAAACGCAGUGAAGUGGGAGACGAAGAAAAGAAAAUCCAGUCAAAAGAAAUAUAAAGUAAUACAGGGAAGAAAGAGAGAAUGAGAAAAUGGUG
Heterobilharzia americana is the source of this 5012-nucleotide messenger RNA. The record is from the annotation of a GenBank genome assembly. Lineage: Eukaryota; Metazoa; Platyhelminthes; Trematoda; Strigeidida; Schistosomatidae.